UUUCCUCAUCCAUUCCCUCGAUAUGCCCUCAAACGAUGCAUCCAUAGUCGCCCAACUCAGGAAUACGCUCCUGAGCUUUGACAUCAAUGUAGUCGAUAGUCGUUCGUCAUUGAUACGGGUUCUCGACGUAGCUUCAACAGAACUUGCUCGAAAUGAGAAAACUAGACAACGGAUGGGAUCCGAAGAUGUGUCGUUAUGGGGUGAUGUCAGGAAGCUUUGGAAGAAUCUUGUUCGAGCACAACUCACAUUCUGGGACGGUGAUGAUGAUUCGGAAACAGAAGAUGAUACACCUGCAGAGACGAAGGAUCACAGCUUGUGUCGUCUCUGCAUCAGCCUUGCGAGGUUCACGAGGAACAUCGUCGCCGGGGUGCCCGUCAAUCAGAAUAAAGCUUAUGAAAAUGAACCUGAAAUGCGAAGGUUAUUACACUACUACACUUCGUGGACAUCUAUGCAAGACGAAGAAGUCACCUUUGCAGCUCGAUUACUAACACAGGCACUUUCAAACAUAGUCACCGGAAAUGAUCGUUUAAUGUCUAAAUUAUGGGAAUCCUAUCUUAAUCUACCUGAGGAUCAAGUUGUGAUAAUACGUUUACUAUCAUCCACAGAUACUCGCAUAACCUUAGCUGUCUUUACUCUUAUUGAGAAUUGCAUUCAUGAAAGUAAAGCAAGGACGAAAAUGUUAACAAGAACGCCUAUCGGUGCCCGGAUAUGUGUAUAUCUGCUCGAUAAUAUGGUCAAGUUAUACGAUGCCGAGGAAACCAGUGAAGGUGGCCUGGCAUUUGAUGUUGGAUAUCAUAUCUUCACUCGGAUUGUGGAAGUGGGGUUGGCUUCCGAAUUAUAUAACAAACUGUCAAUACAAGGAGAGCUGGUAACGCCACAUCAAACUACCCUCAUGAAAAUAAUUGAUUCGUACCUUCAAUCAUCUCCUCCAACAUCUCCACAUGCCAGCCCAAGGACAUCCAUUCACGCAAAAAUAAUCCCGAUGCUGGCCACCUGUUUCACGUCUCUGUCAUCAUAUGCUGAGACAGCAAUUCGCAGAGCAUUGCGUCCCACUCCCUCCGAGUUGGCAUCUCCGACUAGCCCUAUCUCGGCAGACAUAUCGCCGGACCUGUCUUUCACCCCUCCCGCGGAACUCGAUGUGAUGUUACCAAAAGUCUGCGAAAUGCUUGUUCUUGUCACACAAUGUAUUGUUAGCAUCAUUCUGGCUUCCCAACGUCAACAAUCAAAUUCAAAUUCAGACACUCCUACCGGGAUUAAGGAAACCGUGCAGGUCUUCUAUGAUGACUACGAUUCGACGGGCGUCGUAGAACACAUCGUUGAGCUCUUACGCCUCCUUGAUAAAUUCUUACCACGUAUCAACUUCGGACGGCCUGUAGAAUCACCUCUGGCACCCUCUACAGCAUGGGGGGCACAGUCGCCGUCCUCUGGAAGCUCUGGCUUUGCCUACCUUAAACGGGACCUUGUCCGACUGUUGGGAAUUCUAUCUCAUGAAAAUCAAGCGGUGCAAGACCGUGUCCGCCGAUAUGGGGGGAUUGAAGUGGUGAUGAACCUAUGUGUGGUUGAUGAGUGGAAUCCGUAUUUAAGAGAGCAUGCAAUAUUCACGCUGCACAAUCUAUUAAAAGAUAACCCUGCGAACCAGGCGGUCGUAGAAGAAAUACGACCGAUGGGGUACUGGGAUGAGAACGGAGUUUUGAAAGAUACGCUGAAUUCCGUCAGACGAUGAGCAUGGAGGGAGCUUACCCUAAUAUGUUUUCGAGAUGUAGAUUUAACGUGUAACGGCGCAAAA
Molecule: messenger RNA, 1786 nt
Organism: Marasmius oreades (fairy-ring Marasmius)
Lineage: Eukaryota; Fungi; Basidiomycota; Agaricomycetes; Agaricales; Marasmiaceae
Exons: 10
Coding region: 23-1723 (566 amino acids)
Cellular component (GO): cytosol
Source: RefSeq, a predicted model, not a curated record